AAAGAAUAACACAAAAGACGUAAUAUUAUCGGUAAAUAUAAAUAAAAUGUUGAGAAUAAAUAUAACUCUAUCAUUGUAGUCAACAACUUGAUAUAGAGCAGCCAUGAUUGUCAUAAUUUUAGCAAUAUUCGCUGUUGUGAACGCCGAAGACAUCGUUAAAGUUUCUCUUGGAUCUGUGGGCGGAACAGUAGCUGACGGAAGUAAUUUGCCGGAGAAGUAUCAACCACUUCUUCCUAAUGAUGUGACAGCCACUGAUAGUGCCAGAAAAUGGUGGGAGAAUCUGGUCGCCAAUGCCGCGACAGGCACUGGUAACAUCCCAGUUUUAGACCCCUUCUUCAAAGAUGAGCUACCUCCCAUCAGCAUUGAUCAUUCGCUGAUAACUGGAGAACUUAAGCUGAAGAAUGUAAAUAUAACUGGAAUAAAGAAUAUAGACCUUGAAAAUUUAGAAGUUCGAGCGAAGAAUAACCGCCUGGAUGUCGUGGUCUCCGCGCCGGUUUUGACUGGAGAAGCUGACUAUGAAGCUGACAUUAACUUAGGAUUUCUACCAAUUACUUACACGGGACACGCAAACUUAUUACUAAAAGGCGUAAAAUUAACUGGAGCGGCCAACACCCUCCGAAAGCGGUACAAAGGUGCAGUAGUAUACCAGUUGGAUGGAAUUCAGGCAACGAUUCAUGUCGACGAUGUUGUGAUCGAUAUUGAAAAAACGUUAUGGGACACCGUGACCGGAGUUAUGUCCACCUCACAAAUAUUUGAAGAGGGCUCCAAGGCAGGUACCAGCGCCUUCAGGACACAAGCCAACAUCAUUCUUCGAGAGUACCCAGUUAAAUCUGUGCAGAAAUAUCUACGUGUGAUGAGCCGACAUUAAUAUUAAAAAUAUUUUAAACA
Molecule: messenger RNA, 888 nt
Organism: Plodia interpunctella (Indianmeal moth)
Lineage: Eukaryota; Metazoa; Arthropoda; Insecta; Lepidoptera; Pyralidae
Exons: 6
Coding region: 104-868 (254 amino acids)
Source: RefSeq, a predicted model, not a curated record